Molecule: messenger RNA, 291 nt
Organism: Dibothriocephalus latus
Lineage: Eukaryota; Metazoa; Platyhelminthes; Cestoda; Diphyllobothriidea; Diphyllobothriidae
Source: the annotation of a GenBank genome assembly
AUGACACUGGGCACAGCUCCACAAUUGACAAGACCCGCCGGCUGUCGGGCACAUGUGACCCUGGCUCUCGCGGCCGGUGUCUCACCAGUUGAAACAGGCCUAGAUCUGUUGCGACUAGUGGACGCAGAAACAGCCGGCACCCAGGACAUCCCCAUAAUCCCCAUGCCAGAUGGGUCUGUUUAUGACUUUGUGGUGUCGGACACACAAUCUCCCUCCUCCCCAGAUCACAUUUACUACUACGAAUUCUCCGCCCCACAAACCUGUCGAGUCUUAUUUGGAGCACAUUACUGA